This is a messenger RNA of Exophiala viscosa, 1749 nucleotides long. RefSeq lists its product as uncharacterized. The coding region runs from base 147 to 1454 and encodes 435 amino acids. The record is from RefSeq and is a predicted model, not a curated record. Gene Ontology annotation, cellular component: COP9 signalosome. NCBI's taxonomy places the organism in Eukaryota, Fungi, Ascomycota, Eurotiomycetes, Chaetothyriales, Herpotrichiellaceae. The transcript is spliced from 3 exons. Gene Ontology annotation, molecular function: protein binding; metallopeptidase activity. Gene Ontology annotation, biological process: protein deneddylation.
GGCUUACUUAACCCUUUGGCCUGUUGAUACUGAUCCCAGUCUCCAAUUCCGCAAGGCUACGCUCCGCAUCCAUGACCUCUAUGAGUUGCGGCUUGACUUGACAACAGCGUUGUCGGGACCUUGAUCAACAACAAUCAAGAUCGAACAUGGCGCAGACCUCACCAAAUCCCCUAAUCUCUUCGAAACCCUCCGAUACAGGCCUCACAGUCUCUCUGCACCCUCUCGUACUCCUCACAGUCUCCGAUCAGAUCACCAGACAGUCCGUUCGAAAACAACAAGGUCCUGUUGCGGGUGCACUCUUGGGCCAGCAGAGAGGGCGUGAGAUCACAGCGGAACAUGCUUUCCCUGUAGAACUCGUACGCAUCUCAGAGGGAAAGUGGCAGUUCAAUGAAGAAUGGAUGGAGAUGAGGAUACAACAGUACAAGGACGUCCACAAAGCACCAGCACUCGAAUGCGUCGGCUGGUUCACACUAUGCCCUGAAUCUGGUCCGCUACCAGAGCAGGUCACUCUUCAAAAGCAGGCCAUCACAUUCUCCAGCGACAGCGCCAUCCUGCUGGCUCUACAUCCAGAAUCAAUAUCGGCCGGAGACACAACAGGCGGAAAGCUACCAAUAUCCGUCUACGAGAGUGUGCUCGAAGGCGACCAUCCUAAAGAUGAGGGCUCAAUGCAGGUAGACGGGCAAGAGUCCACAGACAUCAAGUUCCGACAUCUAUCGUACACGAUCGACACGGAUGAGACAGAAAUGAUUGCGAUUGACUAUGUGGCAAAAGGAGCAGGCAGUGCCGUUGCAGUCGAUGACUCCGCGUCCCGAGAGCCGAGCAGCAAGCCCACCGAGACCGCACCGCCAGACAAGAAGGGCAAGAAACGUGCAGACCUACCGCCAGAUGAUACCAGCCCGGAAGCCACAAACGGCGUAGCGGACACAAACUACGCACUGACCCCAGAGGAACAAGACCAAGUCGCCAACCUGACGACCCGCCUCAACAGCGUCAAAAUGCUGCAAUCCCGCAUCUCCCUCCUCCGCAGCUUCAUUCAAACCCUUCCUCCAUCAUACAUAUCCGACCAGGAAUCCGUCGCCAUAACACCGACAAGCCCCGACCCAUCUCACCUUCCGCACCUUCGCAACAUCCAGGCUUUACUGACGCGACUCUCACUCCUCACACCUAUCGACUCCGCAUCAUCAGCUCAACCCCUCGCCGCGGCAUCGCGGGCUCAGUCCAAUGACGUCGCUCUAGCCAGUAUGCUCGCCCUUCUAGGCCAGGACAUCCAGGCACUCAGCGAGCUGGGCCGCAAAUUUGCCACGGUCGAAAGCAGCCGCGGUGCGAAAAGCAAGCACGGCGCUGGCCCGAAAGGUGCAGCUGGAGGCGCAGGAAAUUCAUUCGAAGGCGUGGGUGAAAGUGAUGGUCGAUUUGCUGGGGCUGCUGUGAGUAAUUCAGGUGGGAUGAUGGUGUGAGCUUGGGCGAGGUCACGUAGUGAAAAUCACCCCUACAUGAGGACGGAUUGAACCGCCCCAGCCCAACACCGGUCAUUGGCCGAGCUUGUGACAGCUUUGGAAGCCCUUGCGCCACGACGCCUCUCUGACAGCGUAUAGACGCCAAACGAGAGAUGGGGGCUACCACCGGGCAAGUGCUUCUGCGAGGAAGGCUAUCAGUCAUGGAUGACAAGCACCCGGGCUGCAACCGAGGAUGGAGGAGUCACGACGGGAUGACACUUUCACGAGGACAGAGAUUCGUGGCAAUGAACACAGA